CAUCAUUCCAUGCGUUACGAGCUACGGGGAAAGUACGUCGUCAUGUAUUGCACGCACAUACAUCGCAUCAAAAUAGGCGUCUUCUCAUAUUGUUCGAAAAAGCAUGUCAAUGUUCCACACAGACAUGCAAACCAAACGCAAAGGUCCAAGCGAAGUUCUGUGUUACUAGAAAGAUUGACGCAACUCACGGAAAAUAACUGGAAAAGAGUCGGUAACGGCAACUCAGACCAAGUGAACACGCUUCCAACAGCCUAUCAGAAGAAAAAUCUCCAGUGGAAGCAUCGAUAGAACUAAUACCAGGUAUACAGUUCGACACAACUUGUAAUUGAAUCCGGUAAUUCGCUGUGCACAUAGCAACGACCAAAAUAUAGCGAUGUUCUGCAAUAAAAUUGAAGAAACCUUAUUCGCCCCACUGCCACCGUCUCUCUGGGCUGAUGAUUGCCAGAUUAUGGAAGACGGAAGACAGUUUUUCCAUGGGGAAGGCUAUACAUCUCAUUCGCAAAUGAAAAGCAUACUUCCAUCAUCCAUACCCUUUCGGUCCCUACCAGCAAUCGAAGAAGAAAGCGAGGCUGCUAGUUAUAGCCACCGCGAAGAUUCUCGACUCGAGAAAAAUAGUGGCGGGGCGGUGAAAUCCAUGUUCAACGCUGGUUGCCUGUUCACGUACUCGUCACCUUCUGCAAACGAUGCCAGCAAUCGACUACUCUCGUCGUUUAUAGUGAAACGAUCUAGAUCUCAGAACUGUCGACCGGGAGCAUCUUCCUCCACCUCCGAAUCUUCAUCACCGGAAUCAUCCUUCUCAAGGCGGUCGUUUCGUUACAGUAGGCAUCGAUUUCGCUAUUGAAGGACAGCCGCAAGUCCUUCCGAUUUCACCCGACUCCAUCAAUCGACGGAAAGAAACUGGAGAAAGACACAAACCGAUAUUAUCGCUAGCCGCAUGGGGCAUUCUAAUUUUUGAUCAAUCGAACUCCUGUAUGUACUGUAUGACGCCGUCAAAGCAUCUUAAGAUUGGGUGCGCGCUAUCUGUACUCGCCAACACCACAUACGAAGAAAAUAUAAUAUGUAAAAAUAAGACCACUAUUCGCUA
Messenger RNA from Pseudo-nitzschia multistriata, 1084 nucleotides. The record is from the annotation of a GenBank genome assembly. Lineage: Eukaryota; Bacillariophyta; Bacillariophyceae; Bacillariales; Bacillariaceae.